AAAAAAAUUCUUAUCUAAUUGAUGGCAGAUAAUAAUACUCUAAAUAUUACAAACUCAUUAGAAUAUGAGUGUGUUGAACCAAUUAAAAAAAUAAAUGAUCAAGCUGAUGUUAACGAAUGGGUAAAUACUGAAGCUUUUCGGAGGUUAAUGAAGUUUAUUGAACUUUCGAACGAAAGUGUCAUAAAUCGAAAGAUUUCUGAUCCAUGUCUUGUCUCUGAGUUUGUACAAAGAAUUAUCAAUAUGUUGGACACUAUGUUAUCUUGGAUUGACGAGAUCCCACCAUUACCCACACCUCAAAGGUUUGGUAACAAGGCAUUUCGUACAUGGAUUGCUCGAUUAGAAGAGAAUUCUGUCAAAUUACAUCAAGAUAUGUUACCCGAACAUUUACAUGGAACUAUUGUUGAACUUGUCGCAUAUUUUAACGGUGGAUUUGGAAAUUCUACAAGAAUUGAUUAUGGAAGUGGACAUGAAUUAAGUUUUGUAGCAUGGUUAUGUUGUUUAAGCUUAAUAGGAGUAAUUAAACAGGAAGAUUAUACAGCUGUCAUAUUAAAGAUAUUCACAAAAUAUUUAGAUUUGGUAAGACGAUUACAACGCGUGUAUAUGCUUGAACCAGCUGGCAGUCAUGGCGUGUGGGGAUUAGAUGAUCAUCAAUUUCUUUCUUACUAUUGGGGAAGUGCACAGCUCAAAGAUCAUCCCAAUCUUAAACCAAAAUCGAUAUUAUCGGAAGAUUUUGUCAAUAUGUAUGCAGGAGAAUAUAUUUACUUUGGAUGUAUUAAAUAUAUACAUGAGGUCAAAAAAGGACCAUUUCACGAACAUUCACCUUUAUUGCAUGAUAUAUCAGAAGUUCAAUAUUGGGCAAAAGUUAAUUCAGGAUUAUUAAAAAUGUAUAUAGCAGAUGUAUUAAAAAAAUUUCCUAUAGUUCAACAUUUUUUGUUUGGUAGUUUAUUACCUUUCAAGGCAGCAAAUCAAGGGGGAUAAAAUAUAAUAUAAUACAAUAUAAUAUAUAUAUAUAUAUAUAUAU
This is a messenger RNA of Rhizophagus irregularis DAOM 181602=DAOM 197198, 1021 nucleotides long. RefSeq lists its product as uncharacterized. Gene Ontology annotation, molecular function: protein tyrosine phosphatase activator activity; peptidyl-prolyl cis-trans isomerase activity. Lineage: Eukaryota; Fungi; Glomeromycota; Glomeromycetes; Glomerales; Glomeraceae. The record is from RefSeq and is a predicted model, not a curated record. Gene Ontology annotation, biological process: mitotic spindle organization. Gene Ontology annotation, cellular component: protein phosphatase type 2A complex; cytoplasm; nucleus.